AUGAUCAAUGGUCAGAAUCAGCCGGCUAUAAAGGCCUCAACAGCCGUUACCGAGGCACCGCCCUCGGACGGUCACGGCCAUAAAGGCCAACUUGAUCCACCCGUUGAUCUUGAGAUCAACGGAGGGGAUCACGUGACCGUAAAGGCGCCGCAACCUUUUGCGAUCGCCGAUGCCUCGGCUGGGACGCUACUGACGCCAUCAACGUCAGACACCGCGGACGAUGGCAUCGCACGGAACCCUGCGCCAUCACGUGCCGAGCCCCGCUCAGCUGGCACCGUACAGGCGCGGCCCGUGCGAGAUUCCGGCAAGAUGGCUAGAGCUGAGCCGGCCCAGGUCCAGCCCAUCGAGGCUGCGCCGGCUCAGGACGCACCGGCCCAGGCCCAGGUGGCCCAGGCCGAGCCUGAGCAGCCGGCUCAGGCUGCACUGGUCUAA
Messenger RNA from Spirodela intermedia, 432 nucleotides. Lineage: Eukaryota; Viridiplantae; Streptophyta; Magnoliopsida; Alismatales; Araceae. The record is from the annotation of a GenBank genome assembly.